Messenger RNA from Penicillium chermesinum, 3492 nucleotides. RefSeq lists its product as uncharacterized. The coding region runs from base 1 to 3492 and encodes 1163 amino acids. The record is from RefSeq and is a predicted model, not a curated record. NCBI's taxonomy places the organism in Eukaryota, Fungi, Ascomycota, Eurotiomycetes, Eurotiales, Aspergillaceae. The transcript has 7 exons.
AUGACACCGGCUCCGAAAGACUCCAACUGGGCGGACGCGGAUGAAGAUGACGGCAGUCCUGAGGAAUCCGAGGCUGGGCAAGAAGGCGAAGGUAGCGAUGAAGCAGAGGCCUUUACCAUCGAAGCAAUCCUUGCGGAGAGGGUGCACGAUGGCACAACUCAGUAUCUCAUCCGCUGGGAGGGCUGGGAUCUGUUAUGUGCAACCUGGGAACCCGAGGAAUCCUUCAACGACAAAGAUGCCUCUUUGAAAACGUGGAGAGAGGCCAAAUUGGAGAUUCUUGCGGGCAGGAAGCCCAAGUUCAACGUGGAAAAAUUCGACAAAGAUAAAGCCAGGAUUACCGCCGAUGUUUUGAAACGAACAGGAUCAACCUUGGAAGCCUACAACGAUCAUCUCCAGACCAAUAUAGAUGAUUAUUAUCUGACUCCAGCAAUUCGAUUUCCAGAUUCUCGUGAAGAAACUCGCGCAGUAAACUCGUCAAUGAAGUGGCCAGCAAAUCGUACCCAAUAUUCUACGCCCGACUCUCCAUCAACCUCAGCCAUGACCCAACCCGCCGCUCCAAGUCAUCACUCCAAGCCAUUUUCUGCAUCUGGCCCCCAGACAGAAGCAGCUGGGCCAUAUAUGCCACCCCGUGAGGAACCCGAGGGAAAUACCAAAACCGCAGGCUUGGAGACUACGCGAAUUCCUGCAGAUGCUUCUCGAUUGCCGGGCCAACCAAUGCAGUCAAUAUCUGAGCAUACAGCACAGAAGCCUCAGCGGCCGCAGCUCUUGAUUUCAGCGAGCGGAGCUACUCCCCGCGUUCACAGUGAACCAAAGACAACGGUCAAUAAACCCCCUGCGACCAAUUUUGGUACUGGCCUUGCUGUCAGAAGAGCGCCGCAAGGAAAGUAUGAUCGUGCACCACUUCCUAAUGAGGUAUCGCUUCAAAGGCCGUCCGAGGUAUCAGGCAGACUGCCCAGAACAUUGGCUAUUCCAUGGAAGCCUGAUUCAAUCUCAGUCCCAUCUGAUACAGUUGAAUCGAUCAAUGACUCUGAUCUUCGCAAUUCGUCUCUGGCAUCAAAAACCUCAAACCUUCAAUCUGCUCCUCCAACACUUGGAGGACAUUCAUUUGAUUCGGAAGCUGUGAAUGAGCCACCUCCAGGCUUCCAGUCCUCCACAGAUCAAGCGACCGCAGCCGAAAAUGCAGACUCUAUUCUGCAGAAAUCCCUAGCUCAUGAUCCUCCCUCUCAUUUUUCUCAGGGCAGUAAAAUCGCUCGCCCUGAAAGACCGCAUCAUGCAUUUCCGAUACCGUUUGCUUCCGGUCCCUCACCACCUCCCGAGGCAAUCAUUCCGGGCUACAAAUCCGUCAAGAACUACUCGAGAAGAGCGACGGUCCAGGUCUCUUGGUCCCCGGUCUCGCUCUGGGUCCCCCCCUCUUCGUUCCCCAGCAUGCAGAAAAAAGACAACGGGUAUCCUCACCAAGGAGGAGCGAGCCUCAUAGAGCCGCUUCUCCCCAUGAAUGAAGCCGGCGGGCAUAGGGUUUCCGACGAACGUUCUGGUUUCUCGAGGCCUCUGGAACGAACACUGAGCAAUUAUAAUCCUCAGCGCUCUCAAUCUCUCCACUCUGGGGCUCUUCCAUCUGACCCAGCACUUACUCCAUCAAUGCCGCAACCAGUGAUUGUUUCAAAUAAGUCACAUUCCACGUCGCCAGCGUCAGUUCCGCCGUCAAAAAUUUCUUUCUCUACCUGCGUUGAGGAGAAGGCCGCGAAUUUCCAAGCAAAGCCCCCUAUGGCGCGUGCUCGGUAUUUCAACAACUACUUUGCCAACCCUGGGGAGAUUCUUGUUAUGUGGUGCUGGGUUUCAUUCGAAGCAGAAGCUCCAGUCCGGGGGAACGGAGAAGUUCCAGAAAUGUGGUUUAAAGACAUUUGCACCGGUUUUGAAUACGCUUCCAUGUGUGACGAGCUGAAAAAGAACGUCAUCUAUGAAAACGCAUGGAUUGAAGCCUUUCCAGAGUCAGCUGGAGGCAUGUUCCAUAUGGAGGAAAUUCUCGUCAAGCGGGGAUGCCUCAGUUUGUUCACCCCCAAGGAAUCUCCUCAGAACACGUGGCUUGCAUACAAUGCCGUUAUCAUCUUCGCAGUCCGAAGUGGAAUUAGACCCCAUAUCAUUGAACGUGUUCUUGGAGAACGAUCGAACCGGCCGGGACAAGGUUCAGGGAACAGAUCGACACUUCAACCUGGUUCGCAGGUUUUUUCUCAGCCAAAUUUCAUUGAAACGCAAUCUGAUGCUGGCAUUCCAGGCUUACUAGGGCAAGGGAACCCACGAAAAAGAUUCAAUCCUGAUCGUUCGCAGUGGGGCUCUGAGCUGAUACUUUCAAACGGGGGCAAUCGUACAUCGCUUACUCGACCAGAAGACGUUGAUAGGCCCAAUAGGUCCGUUAAUCCCCGUCGUCGAUUGUCAAAUCCCGAAACCUUGUUUCAAAACGCGCCAACGCCUAUUGGUCCUAUUGGUAUCAAGGAGGCAAAUACCGAGUUCACCGCUCGAGUCCAUCAGAUGAUCAACAAGAUCAAAGAGAAGAGCUCUUUUCAUGAGUCCUUUCAGGGGUAUGGUAGCUUGUCCCCGCCAAUCCGACGGCUCAUUCGAAAUGAGACAUUUCAUUUCUGGUCAAUUAACCUCUCAACUCCACUUCAAUUUCCAAGUAUUGCGGAACGCGGAGCGGAUCAUUUUAUGCAACGAAUCUUCCCCCGUGGUGGUGAUGGUGUGGUCCUCUUCACAGAAAAUAUUCUCUUUGAAAAUUUGCCCCAGGCUGUUCAAAUAAUAGCAUGGUUCAAGAAAACAGCUCCUUCGAUGAAAGGAAAUUGGAAACUCGUCUUCUGGCCUAAUGUGAUGGAAAGUUUGGAGGCCGCUCUUCAGGACCCGGGGAGAAACCAGGAUGAUGAUCGGCACAUUUGUAUGAUCCUGGCUUUGAUCCGCAACUUGAACUCCCGUGCCUCUUGUGGCUUUCAGAUCGAAAGCCUGGACAUUGCGCAAAUGGACCGGCGAAAUCAUGUUGUCCUCUGCCUCCCUGUUGUCAACUAUGGUCAGAGAAAUCAUCAUAGCCACGAUGCGGUUCCUAGCGGACUAACACAGGCUGAGAUAAAUACGGACCACCUUGUGGAGGCCUUUGCUGGAUGGAUACAGCAUCAUGCUGCUCGAUUUCAACAUUGCAUUGCCUUAGUCAAGCUUGAUAAUAAGAGGCUUUUCGACCGUUGGAGCGCGUGGGGUCACAUCACUAUUAACGACAUUGCGGGUUUCUUCAAGACGAUGAAUCUUGGACCUGAUGCCUAUCAUGAUUAUCUCUUUCCCCCACCGCAAGUUGAACGGGAUGAUCAACAAGCUGAUGACUCGCCAGCCUUCCAAGCCAAACCCGGUAAUCUUUCCCGCACAUCUCAAAUACCUGCAGAGUCCAGGACGCCUGUUGAAGGCAGCCAUCCCACGAUUUCAUCUAGGGAUCCUCGCAAGGCCAAUCGAAAGACUUGA